AUGACCAAGCUUGGCCUCGAGGCCAAGGACCUGGAGCCAUCCCGGACGGUGUUCCACGGCAUUGUGCUAGGUCUCUCUUGCUCCCCCAUUGGCCGGAUCUGGCUCGAAAUCCUUUUCGUCACGAGCGACCACUUUUGCCACGAGCCCAUCUGGUUCGAGUUGGUGGAUCUGUCCAGCGCAUACCACGCGUUGCUAGGCCGGCAUGCGCUCGCCAAGUUCAUGGCGGUCCCCCACUACGCGUAUCUGAAGAUGAAACUGCCAGGUCCCAAGGGCCUCAUCACCGUCGUCGGCGACUACCGCAAGUCCCUAGAGUGCGCUCAAGCCGGCACCAGAUUGGCCGAGUCGCUGGUUAUAGCCGAGGAGCGGCGCCAGCUCGACCGAAUCAUUGCGCUGGCCAACGAGAUGUCGGUUGUGCCGGCUUCAGCCAAGGAGUUGGCUGGCGAGGCCUCGUUCCAGCCGUCCAAAGAGACCAAGAAGGUCAAGCUAAACCCAGAAGACCCUAGCUGUACCAAGUACGUCGUCGUAGGCGCCCGCCUCGACAGCAAAUAG
Aegilops tauschii subsp. strangulata is the source of this 549-nucleotide messenger RNA. RefSeq lists its product as uncharacterized. Lineage: Eukaryota; Viridiplantae; Streptophyta; Magnoliopsida; Poales; Poaceae. The record is from RefSeq and is a predicted model, not a curated record.